AUGAGCUGGUCUGGAGGAGAUUGGAUGUGCUGUGCUUGCGAACACAUAAAUUUCAAGAAGAGGGAAGCAUGCCAAAAUUGCGGUUACCCUAAGUAUGGAGGCCCUGACCCAUCAACCUAUAGAUAUAGCAGGACUGAGACAUUGGCAGGGGACUGGUUUUGCACCGCUAUGAACUGUGGAGCUCACAACUAUGCAAGCCGAUCAAACUGCUAUAGAUGUGGUGCAUUUAAACAUGAUUAUUCUUCUGGAUAUGGGGGUAACAUGGCGAAUUCUGGAGGAUAUGGAUCUGAUUGCAGUUCUCCCCCAGGAUGGAAAAGUGGAGACUGGAUUUGCCCUAGAAUUGGCUGCGGAAUGCAUAAUUAUGCUAGCAGGACAGAGUGCUACAAAUGCAAAAUGCCAAGGGAUUAUGGUGGUGCGGACUAAAAGUAAGAGAAUUUCAGAAGAGUUGCAAUAUCACUUCUUUCCCUCAGCAUCCUUCUCUAAACUACAUCCUAUUUAGUUUUCCCUAUGUAAAGCUCUAGAUAAAUCAUGGAUCUAUGGCCUCUGUUAGAGUCAUAGUAAUGAUUUGUCAUUAGGAAGGAUAUCCAGCAGUUAUUGUUUCUUGCUAAAUGUACUGGCUAACAAGAAGCUUCUGAAAUCCACGUAUAUUUUUCGUA
Trifolium pratense (red clover) is the source of this 656-nucleotide messenger RNA. RefSeq names its product zinc finger Ran-binding domain-containing protein 2. Gene Ontology annotation, molecular function: mRNA binding. Lineage: Eukaryota; Viridiplantae; Streptophyta; Magnoliopsida; Fabales; Fabaceae. Bases 1 to 423 code for a protein of 140 amino acids. The transcript has 3 exons. The record is from RefSeq and is a predicted model, not a curated record. Gene Ontology annotation, cellular component: cytoplasm.